Cylicostephanus goldi is the source of this 522-nucleotide messenger RNA. The record is from the annotation of a GenBank genome assembly. Lineage: Eukaryota; Metazoa; Nematoda; Chromadorea; Rhabditida; Strongylidae.
AUGGAUGUGGAGGCUCUCACAAAACUAGCAAUUGACGGAAAAACUAUUCAUGUGCUGAUCAAUAACGCUGGUCUAUCGAUGCGAGGAUCUAUCCACGAUACCCCUAUCAACAUUUAUAAGCAAUUGAUGGAUGUCAACUUUUUUGGACAUGUUGUAGUCACUCAAAAGUUGCUAGACGCAAUACCUGAUGAUGGAUGCAUUAUUGCGACAAGCAGUGUGCAGGGAAAGCUACCCAUCCCUUACAGAAGUGCCUAUGCAGCUAGCAAACACGCUUUCCAGGCGUUUUUUGAUUGUCUUCGUUGCGAAUCACGCCCUAAUCUACACAUACUUACCGUCUCAGCUGGUUACAUGAAUACAGGUUUUGGCACGCGCGCUUUAGAUGCUCAAGGACAUCCUGUGGGCAAAGAGGAUGCUAACCAAUUGAAAGUAUGCGAAUUCAUUUAUUAUUUUAUUUUUGUACAUGAAACAAGAAUAUUUAUGAAUUUUGUGAAUCUAAACCAUUCGAUGAGGAUUUGUCACUAG